AGGUAGCACCCUGAGUGUGAGUGAGAGCUCCCGGUCCGUCCAAGCAGACAGCCCGGUGUGUCCCGGGCACUGUGUAGAAGAUGGUUUGGCUUGGGCUGUUAGCUGUGCUGCUGGAAAUCUUUCUUACUGAAUCUGCCCCAGCCAAGGAUGAGAUCCACUACCUACCAGGACUGGCCAAGCAACCCAGCUUUAAACAGUACUCCGGAUACCUGAAUGUAUCUGAAAACAUACACCUCCAUUACUGGUUUGUGGAGUCUCAGGGCCAUCCUGAAAGUGAUCCUGUUGUCCUGUGGCUGAAUGGAGGACCUGGCUGCAGCUCCUUGGAUGGGCUUCUAAAUGAGCAUGGGCCCUUCUUGAUACAACCAGAUGGGAAGACACUUCAGUAUAAUCCUUACUCCUGGAAUCUGAUUGCAAAUGUGCUGUAUCUUGAGUCGCCAGCAGGGGUUGGAUUCUCCUAUUCUGAUGACCAACAGUACAGAACCAAUGAUACUGCGGUUUCAUUCAAUAACUACCUGGCUCUGAAGGAGUUCUUCCGUCUGUUCCCUGAAUACAGCAAGAAUAGUUUCUACAUCACAGGGGAGAGCUAUGGAGGGAUCUACGUGCCAACACUGGCAGAGCGUGUUAUAACAGACAGCACCAUCCGUUUUCAGGGAAUGGCUGUUGGAAAUGGAUUAUCGAGCUGGGAGUAUAAUGACAACUCUUUGGUUUACUUUGCUUUCUACCAUGGGCUUUUGAGAUCCACAUUGUGGGCUGAUCUCCAGAAAUUCUGCUGUUCUGAGGGAAAAUGCAACUUCCAUGACAAUAAAGAUAAGGACUGUCAGUUGAGGGUUAAAGAAGUGUCACACAUCGUGUGGUCCUCUGGUCUGAAUGUGUACAAUUUGUAUGCUGAUUGUAUUGGAGGUGUGCCUGGUGAGAUUCGAUUUGAUGAGAGUCGGAAGCAGCUGGUCAUCAGUGACUUGGGAAACCUAUUCCCCAAAAACGAAAUGAGUCUGUGGUGGCGCAAGAAACUGAAAGAUGUACAUCAGAGCCACAGAAACGUUCGGCUUGAUCCCCCAUGCACCAACACCACUGCCUGCUGCGACUACCUGAAUGACCCAGAGGUUCGGAGGGCUCUGCAUAUCCCUGCCUUUGUGCAGAACUGGGAGAUGUGCAGCGCAGAAGUGAACCUGCUUUAUCAACGGCUGUACAGUGAUAUGAAGGAUCAGUACAUGAAACUGCUGUCUGCCAGGCAAUACCAGCUCCUGGUUUACAAUGGCGACGUGGAUAUGGCCUGUAACUUCAUGGGAGAUGAGUGGUUUGUGGAGUCACUUCAACAAAAGGUGACAGUGAACCGUCGAACUUGGCUGUAUGAUGAUGGAAACGGUGAUCAGGUGGGAGGAUUUGUCAAGGAGUUCGGCAACCUUGCUUUCUUGACAAUCAAGGGAGCAGGUCACAUGGUGCCAACAGACAAGCCUCUGGCUGCAUUUACGUUUUUCAGUCGUUUCCUUCACAAGGAGCCAUUUUGAGAAUGACCCAAGAUGAACUACACCCAAGAAAUCUGAAGAUUGAGGUUAUAUCGCUGGACAAACUAGAAGGAAGAGAGUUUCAAGUGUGUUCUGAGGCAAUAAAUUGAAGGAUUGAGUGUUGAUGUGUUGAGGGCUAUGAACAAUUCAUGAACCAUCUUUCCAAACUGAAAAUUGCCUCCUGACACACUCUAAACCAAAUCCUGUCUGUGUUUGAGAUCUUUCUGUAAAUAUUUUAAGUGCUCUCUUUGAUUAUGGCACACUCCUGAAAUGAUUUUCCUUGCAAUCAAGUGUACACUCCUGAGGCCUAGCCUCCAUGUAGUUAAUAGCACAUUGCUGUGCUUAGCUACCUGAAUUGGGGGUGGGGGUCAACAGUGCUUCUGCCAAUGUAAAGUCCCAAAAACAAUUAACCAGAAAUCACAAAAUGGACAACUUCUGAAAUCUUGGCUCCUGCACUGAGCUUAAAUUUAAAUCCGGUUUUGAUUUUAAUAUGAUAGUAUUAUAAAUGCUAAGCUGUUUAAGUAUGCUAUGGAUGACAUUAGAAAUUCAAAUGAGAUUCUUCUAUCUUGAAAUGAUUCAGCAAAUUUCAAGCAACAAAUAUUGAUCCAACCUAAGAAAUGGAAUGUUCAAAGGCCGGGCUUUAGGGAGUAUGUGCAACUUUAAAUUUUGCUGUGCCACCUAUUGUUUACUGUUGAUUUGAUUUCUCUUGUAAAUUUGGGGCUUUCGGACCCACAGGAAAGCCUCUGAGCUGUGCUGCUGUGACAUUGGUCCAGACUUGUUCGUAACAAAGCACCUUGUUGAACAAUUCUAGCAAUCCGUGGUGAGACCUUCUAACUUUUUCAAUGAACAAUUGACAGUAGUGUUCUAUAUGUAAUGGAGGAACUAAGCAAUAUUCCAAUUAUAAAAUUACUUAAAGUCAACUCAGUUGUUGAGUAUUAAUUAUUAAUCAGAUCACUGUUGUGAAAACCCUGUUUCACUUUGGAGCUUUACUUUGAUAGGGUGUUAAACAGUGAUGAGACUGGAAAUUCUCAUCAACGCAAUUGAUUUUAAUUGAUCACUGGCUCAAGUUGGAAGAUAUGAAUUGGCCCAUUAUGUGCCUCGUGACAGAGCUGUCAAUGACAGACCACAAUUUAGGAUUUGUGCAUCAAUUUGCACUUGUGCUAAAUCCUCAGGUUCUCAAUUUCAAAGUGGCAAUGACCAUGAUUGCUAACCAUUCACCACUCAAUUUCUGGACCAUUAGCUUCAUACCUGCUCCCUAUUACUGUAAAGGGGGUUUUGGAGGAAAGUGCUUUGUUUUUUCAACCUGAAUAACUAUCAAGCUGAAUGUAUUUGAGAGAAUAUUGGAAGCAGAUUCAAUAGUAACUUUAAAAUAAAAUGGGAUAUAUAUUUGAAAAGCAAAAUCGGUGCACAGCAUUGAGAAAGAGUGGGCGAAUGGGACUUAGUGAAUUCAAAGAACAGCAUUAACUUGAUGGGCUGAAUGGCUCUCUGCUAUAAAAACAUCUUUAUGACAUUGAUUUUUUUUUCCCCUCCCUUCUUUGUACUGUGUACUGUGUUCACUAACUGGUCUGUCAGAAAUAGCAAUGGAAAAGCCUAGAGUCUGACAAGAAGGAAUCUUCUCUCUCAUUCACAGGCGACAUAGACGACUGUUGCUGUGCAUCAGCUUCUCCAUUAAUAAGAUUCUAAAGCUGCGCACACAAUUGCCAGCUUGCUGAUUAAGUGAUGCUAGAAAGGUGAAGUAAGUACAGUCUAUACUGAAGACUCACCUCUAAAAUUUGCUGCUGUCAGACAUGAAUUACUCUGCUGUAAUAAAAACUGCCAAUCUGGCUUUGUCUCUUUUAUAUUCAGUCUAAUUAUGUACAAAGAGGAGCCCAGGUUAAAUAUUAAAACACUAGGGUAUUGAGGGGAAACUGCCCUCCAAAGGCUAGUAGAGUUUGAAGUUGGUGAGCGGGAAAAGUCACCAAAGCAGAUAGUGUAAUGUUGAAGGACAUCAAAUGUAUGUCUGGAUUGCUGAAUGGUAGAUAGGUGGGUUGAUUUCCGGAAAGGAAUAAAGAGGGAAGAAAUCUGUUCAAUAGUUGUGAAUUGAGCAGAGAUCUAACUAUUUCUGGUGGUGGUCAUGGGGGUCAACAUUUUAUCUGUCGACAUUCUCUGAAGGCUAAAAUAACAUUGCUUUGUCUUUUUGCUGGGUAACCUCUACCUACAAUGUCUGAGAUUUGCUGUACUUUUUAAAAUAUGUUUGUGUUGACAAAAUUAGACACUCAGAAUGUUAAUAAAAUGUUCUUUUGAGAAUU
Messenger RNA from Hemiscyllium ocellatum (epaulette shark), 3790 nucleotides. RefSeq names its product cathepsin A (gene ctsa). Gene Ontology annotation, biological process: proteolysis. The record is from RefSeq and is a predicted model, not a curated record. NCBI's taxonomy places the organism in Eukaryota, Metazoa, Chordata, Chondrichthyes, Orectolobiformes, Hemiscylliidae. Gene Ontology annotation, molecular function: serine-type carboxypeptidase activity. The coding region runs from base 81 to 1505 and encodes 474 amino acids. The transcript has 15 exons.